Anopheles coustani is the source of this 8305-nucleotide messenger RNA. It is a transcript of the gene tay, whose product is annotated as protein encore. Lineage: Eukaryota; Metazoa; Arthropoda; Insecta; Diptera; Culicidae. The transcript has 11 exons. Bases 1391 to 8185 code for a protein of 2264 amino acids. The record is from RefSeq and is a predicted model, not a curated record.
CUCACGCUCGGUGUUGGUGCCGAGCAGCUGCAGUGCAAGCAAGUGUGUGCGCCGUGUGCAUCCUUUGCAGCGGUCCCAAUUGUUGUGCGUCGCGUGUCUAUGUGUGUGCGUGCUUGCGUGAGAAGGAAAGUGCGUUUCCUUUGUGUGGCAAGCGCGCAGCCAGUGGCGUGCUGUUGUUGAUAUUGUUGCAGCUUCCUCCGAUCAUCACCUCAAUCACAACCACCGCCAGCGCAAAACCGCAACAACCAAUCAACCAACCGACCAACACCACCGUCUUGUUCUACGAUCUCUUCCCGACUGGUGCGAGCUGUGCCCAAUGGUGGUGGUAAUAGGCGGAUAGUAAAACGGAGGCUCUGAAGCUCGAGAUCUCCGUACAUCCGUGUUCCGGCGUGCUGCACCGGCGAAAGCGACCAUCCUUAUGCAUCGCUACCGGCAACAGUAUCAUCACCACCGCCACCACCACCACCUUCACCAGCACCACCAACAACAACAUCAUCGCCCUCUCCGUCGCCAUCACCAUCGCCACCUCCGCCGCCAAGUGCUGCUGCAUCACCUUCUGCAGAGCCAUCGACAACAGCUGCGACCGGCCGUCGCCCGCGACUCGCUCGGCAGAAGGUUCAGCGUGUGCGUGUGAAGCAAGGAAGCGAAAAGGGCACAGGAGGCAAAGCGGUGUGUGCGAAAAAUAAAAAGAAAAUAGAAUCAACGAAGGAGAGAAGAAGGAGGAGGAGGAGGAAGUAGAGCGAAAGGGCAGAGGAAGGGCUUCGUUGUGCCUCCCUGCGUUUGAAAUCCCGCCUUCCCCAACCUCCCCCUCGCCCACCCCCCCCUGGUGCCAGCCUCCAGGUGAAUGUGUACGCCGGGUGCACGCGCGCCCAUGUGUGUGUGUGUGUGCACGGGCGUGUGUGUGUUAAUUGGCGUGAGUUCGUUACGCCCCAGAGCCAACGCCGGAGGAGGCCCGGCCAGUGUGUAGGUGUGCGCGCGCGUGUGUCACCCGGGGUGUGUGUAUGUGCGUCGGUGUCCUACACAUGGUGCGUAAGCGCACACCGUGAUUGCGUAGACCGUUCCGUGUUUCCGUUUCCGGGUGUUGGUGCGCGUGAGUGUGUGUGUGUGUGUGUGUGUAAGUGUGCACGCACGUGACCUGAACCAACCAAGUUCGGUUCAGCGCACUGCCCGUGUCCUGUGUUCCAAAAGAAGCUGCUCUGCGUGCUCACCUAGUGGCUUGUAAAGCUGGAGCAGAAGGAGCAGUCCCACCUCGUUGUCGUCGCCCUGUCGGUCAACUGCCUACGCGACCGACAAGACCACCACCGACACCACAGCCGCCACCAACAGCACAAACAGCAGCAACCAAUGCAACAAAGAAUGCAGCGCUGCCGGGGCUGAGCGGAGGAAAACCAUGGAAAUACAUGUGAAGCAGUGCAAGCAGCGCAACAGACGACGGGAGCGGGCCCAACGUAUGAUCGCGGAGCGGGACAAGGAUGCGGCCGCGGACGCAACCGGUAACCGGGAUCCGGACGACAGUGCCGACGAGGACAGCGGGCCGCUGAGCCGGGAGAAACCGCACCGGCCUCCCGUGCGCCGGAAACGCAAGGAGAAGGAACCGUCACCCGUGCUCGAGGAGGACAUCAUCGACGGGUUCGCGAUACUCGCGUUCAAAACGUACGAGGAUAUCGAGUUUGCGAUCAAAAUCGCCAACAAGCGCAAUGAGAAGCGACUGUCGUCGAUCGUGGAACUGACGACAGUCAUGGUGCAGGAGGAGAAGCCACCGAAAAUCAUCGACACCACGCUGUCCAAGCUGGCCGGUGCGGAUAAGGUGGCGCUCGUCGACGGCCUAUCGGUGGCCAGCCUCAACAAUAACAGUAGUAGCAACAACAACAACAGUAUCAACAGCGACAGCCAGUCCCAGGCUGCCGGUGUCAACAGUAACCAUCAUCCGCUGCAUCACCCGCCGCACCAUACCCUGCACCACCCGGCGCUACAGGCCGGUGGCAAUGGGAACUCGGCGGGCGGCGUUGGCGGGACCACGGUGUCCACCAACAACGCCAGCAGUGGGAACGGUGGUGCCGGUAGUAACAAUCCCGGUGUUGUCGACGGUGGCCUGACGCCCGACGGAGGCCUACUGAAUGCCGCCAACGGUGGUGGCAGCGCCGGCAGCAAUCACCACAACCAUCUGCUCAACCACAGUCACCAUAAUCACCUUCACAACCACCACCACCAUCUGCACCAUCACUACAGCAACCACAACCAUCAUCCACCGCCGCCUUCGCCGCAACAGCAGCAGCAGCAGCAACAAUCGGCGUACUCCUCUCCCCUGCACCAUCAUCCCCACCACCUGAACCAUCUAGUCGUGAGCAAUGGGACGGCGGGAACGACGGCGGCAACCGGUGAUAGCAGCAGUUCAGGGCCAAGCAAUAGCAACAGUAGCAAUGGAAGCAGCAAUAGCGGUGGUGGCAGCGUGAACGGUGCUCCGGAUCCGUCGGCGACGCAGACCACCACGACACAGAAGGUGCCCGGAAGCAACAGCGUCGUCGGCGGUACCACCAAUGCGACCGGCACCGGUCCGAGCGGCACCGGAAGCAGUAGUAUCAACGUAAACAGUAGCAGUAAUAAUCAUAGCAUCAACGGUAGCAACAGCAGCAGCAGCAGUAGUAGCAGCAGCAUUUCUUUAAGUAACAACGGCAGUGCCAGCAUUAUUGGCGGAGGAGCCGGCAACGGCGGUGACGAGCUGGGCGCUGUGAACGGGGCCAGUUCCGGAAUGGGCGCCGGUAGCAACACGGACGGCACCAACAGUAGCAGUAGCAGCAGCAGCGGCGGUAGUAGCAAUAGUACGAGCAACAACACCGGUCCGGGCAGCACGUUGCCGACCGGUGGCGGUACGAUUAACCACGGCGGCAGCGUAAACCACCAUCAACUUCAUCACCAACACCAUCAUCAUCAGCAGCAGCAACAGCAGCAGCAGCAGCAGCAGCAGCAACACACCCAUCAUCUUCAUCAGCAUCUUCAACAGCAACAUCCGCACCAUCAACAACACCAUCAACAUAACCAUCACUUGUCAGCGGCACAUAAUCUUUCUCUACCUUCGAUCAUCGAUCCGGGCACGUCGGACGACAGUGGGCGCGCCUCGGAGCGGCUGACGACGUCGUCCGUGGCCCAGCGGGAUCCGGACAGUUCGCGGGACCGGCUCAGUGACGCCAGCAGUCGCUGCAGCUCCGGCAAAGGAUAUAUCUGUGAUAGCGAAGGAGAAGACGAUAAGGUAUCGAAUGGACCGCUGGGGACGCAUUUGACGUCAAUCGGAGGCGGCGGCCAGCAACAAGCAGUUGCGUCAUCUCAGCAGCAGCAACAGCAGCAGCAGCAGCAGCAGCAACAGCAACAGCAACAACAGCAAGUGUCACCAUCUUCGCAGCCGCCAGCCUCGCCACAAACGGCCGCCGGUAUGAGCAACAAGCCGCUGCUGCCGAUGGCGUCCGCAAAGAUACCGACCAGCAACGCCACCACCACGUCCUCCCAGAAGCAACAGCAGCAGCAGCAACAUCAACCGGUGGUGGGCAGUGCGCCGCCAUCGCCAUCACCGCAAGCUGCCGGAGGCAACCCUCCACAGCCGCACCCGUCGGCGGCGGCAUCCAUUCAAUCUCAGCUGCCUCCAUCGCCACAGCAGCAGCAGCAGCAGCAGCAGCUGCAGCAGUCAUUGACGGCGGCACCCAGCAGUGGUUCGUUAAAGCCAGGCUUUCUCGGCGUUGCCGGACCGAACGGUGGCGGUUCAGGGAGCGGCUCUCUGAUGGCGCCGUCGGCGGCUGCAAAUCUCUCGAAUAGUAUAGGACCAAGCGGCAAUCCUGCGAUGGCGCCCAGCAGUGGCGGUCAUCACCCUCACCAUCACCAAUCGCAGCAGCAGCAGCAGCAGCAACAGGCUGGCGGCUCAUCAGUGGCGGCUAUUGGUGGAAGCGGUCCGUCGGGUGGCGGUAGCAGUAGUAGUAGCAGUGCGGCACCAUCCUCUCUGCCACUGUCGGUGCCGCACACGCCUCCGGCGGCUACGCCAGCCACCACCGCCGGCCAAACUGGACCCGCGCAUCCCUCGCUCGAAAGCACCAGCUCGUCGUCGACAGCGGCGGCAGCGGCUGCAUCGGUGGCGGCGGCGGCUGUUGGAGCCCUGCGCACCAACAGUCCGGCAGUGCCCGGCGUCGGCGGUGGCGUCCCAUCGCUCUCAGCGGCGACGGCGGCUGGUCCGACGGCCGCCACGCUACUCAACGGCAACCACGCGGCGGCUGUAGCGGCGGCGGCGGCGGCGGCUGCGGCUAAUCAUCCCUCGAUUAUGAUGGCGAAUGGGCUCGGCAGCCUGCCACCGCACUACCGCUACACCGGCUACCCGCUGUACUCGCCGUACGGUGGCUUCCAGCACAGUCCCUACUUGCCGCCCUCGGUCACCUCGCCCAACCUGUCCCCGCGGAUGCAUCCGGCCCUCGGGCCGAUGCCGCACACGCUGAUGGGGCUGGGGCUGAUAGACGCGCGGUUACAGCCGCCCCUGACGGCGGCUCCCACCGGCAACGGCCGUGGUGGCGCUCCGAACGACCGCGACCCGUCGCCACUCAUAGCCGCCGCCCAGCAUCACCAGGCCAGCAGCCAGCAGAAGAUGCGCCCGAUCACGCCCAGCUCCAGCAGCAGUUCCUCGUCGUCGUCCUCGUCGUCUUCCGUCACGAUCGUCUCGAGCACGGCUCCGUCGCUCGUGCCCGGCAACGGCGGCCCACUCCACUCGCUGGCGGCUGCGGCGGCGGCGGCUGCCACCGGUGACUCCUCGCAGCCGCCGCACCCCUCGCUCCGUGACCCACACGCGCACGGUCCGGUACAUCCUCCGCCGCCCGGUGGCCUUCAUCUGCCGCCCGGAGCUGGAGCCGCCGGACCACCGCCGCCUCCCCCACACCACCACCUGCUGCCGCCUCAUCCCGGUGCCGGUGGUGGAGGAGGGCCUGGAGCGGGCCAUGUGCUCGUCGGUCACCACCAUCACCCGCAGCUCGUGGUCGGCGGCCCACCGCCUCCACCCGCAGGACUCGUCCCACCCGGUGUCGGUGUCGGGGUCCCGCCUCAGCACCAUUCGGCUGGCUCCUCCUCGACGUCCUCCUCGCACCCGUCCCCGCACGCCACCAACAAUGGCGGCCCGGGCGGGCAUCCCCAUCAGGCGGCGGCGGCGGCGGCUGUCGGCUCCUCCAACAGCAAUGGCAGCAAUAGCAGCAGCAGUAGCAGCAGCAGCAGCAGCAGCAGUAGCGGAGGCAGCAUCGUCAUCUCCUCCCGUCCCCACUCACCCCGCGGCCACAGUCCGAAUAGGGAGCGCGAAAGCUAUAGCAGUAACAUCAGCAGCCUGUCUCGCUCGACGCCCGGCUCCACGAUUCCACCGUACGGAGGUGGUGGUGGCGGUAGUGGAGGCCCCGGACCGGGUGGAGGAGGUGGGCCGUCACCGGCGUUGCCAACGUUCGGCGGUGGCGGCGGACUGCCACACUCGGUUGCGCUGGCCGUCUCCUCGGCGGCCAUGUCGGCGGCCGUCUCUUCUAGUCUCACGUACCCCAAAACGACGCUCGCCAUCGGCGGCACCAUCCUCUCCUCGUCCUCCUCAUCGUCGUCCUCCGGCUCGUCGGCGUCCGGUGCGGGCGCCGGGGUAGUGCCUCCCGGGUGGCCGCCAAGUGCCGCUGCCCCCACCGGCCAGCCCACCGUACCGCUCACGCACCCGCACUCCCACUCGCCCGCCAUGGCCGGCGGCGGUGGACACAGUUCUUCCUCGUCCUCGGCAGCCGCGGCGGCCGGAUCGCACCACCACCAACAUCACCCGCACCACCAUCAACCCCACCAUCAGCCGCCGCCGCCUCCGCCGCCAUCGCAUCCGCAUCAACACUCGCGCCCGACGCCACCUUCCCCCUCGCACCAGCAGCUGCCGUCGGUGUCGAUGGUCACCUCGAGCAGCUCGUCGAUCGCCGUCUCGUCGCCAUCGUCCUUUCCGACGCCCCUGUUCGCCACGCCGAUCCCCCCGCCCACGACCGUCUCCGCCGGCAGCUCCGUGCCCGUCUCGUCCAGCAGCGUCGCCUCGCCGGCCAGCACGCAGCCCCCGCCGGCACCCCAUCCGCACCCAUUCUCGGCCGAAUCUCUCUUCUCGACGAAAGUGUCCGACCAAGCCGAUAUGCUGCGGCGCGAGCUGGACAACCGGUUUCUCGACCGCAGCGGGCUGACGGCGGUUCAACCCGGGCCACCCUACCUGCGCCAGGAGCUGCACCACCAUCAGCAUCAGCACACGCACCUGCACCAGCACCAGCACCAGCAUCAGCCGCUGCUACCGGGAGCGGCUGGCGGUGCGCCCGCCCUCUUUCCGCCGCCCCUCUUCAAGGACGUGCCGAAGAUCGGCGCCGUCGACUCGCCGUUCUACCGCACCGGGCUCGGCAUGCCACCGUACGCCGGCUACCCGCCCGGUUUGCUCCACCCGGGGCUCAGCGGUCCCACCCAGUUUGUGCCGCCGAGCCACCUCCAGUCGUUCGUGCCGAAGCAACAGGCGCCACCGGUCGACCCGAACAAGAAGAAAACGGGCAAGUGGAACGCGAUGCACGUGCGGAUCGCGUGGGAGAUCUACCAUCACCAGGCGAAGCAGAACCCGGACAAGGCGGCCUCGAUCAAGACGGCGUCGGAGAUGCUGCGGCCACCGUCGCACAUGUACCCACCGUCGGCAGCCGCCGCCGCCGCGGCCGGGCUCGUGCGCCCGCACGAUCUGCCCUCGUCCACCUUUCCACCAGCAGGCCUUCCGGGGCGGCCGGGCCCGUACGAUUCUGCCCCGCUGCCGCCCAGCUACAUGAGCUCCCCGGGCAGCCACAUAGGAGUGUCCCCGUUCGGUCGGUACGCCUCGCCGUACGGUGGCUCGCCGUUCAGUGGCCUUUCGCCCUUCUCGCGCGACAUUCCGAUCGGUUCGCAGAUGCCGGGUGCGAUGCACGAUCCCUGGCGCAGCGCGUUGCCACGCGGUGUCGGUGCGUACCAGCAGGGUCCGCAGCCGCCGGGUGGUGCGGGGUGGCCACCGAUCAAGCAGGACCCGGGCCUGGUGGCGGAGAACGCGCGCCGUGAGGCGGAGGAACGCGAACGCCAGCGGGAGCGCGAGGAGCGGGAGCGCGAGCGGCAACGGCGGGAGCGCGAGGAGCGCGAGAAGCAGCGGGAGCGCGAGCGCGAGGAGAAACUGCGCAAGGAGCAGCAGGAGCGCGAGCGGGAACGGGAGCGGGAGCGGGAGCGCGAGCGCAAGGAGAAGGAACGGCGCGAGAUGGAGCGGCGUGAGAUGGAGCGCGAGCGGAUGCUGCACCAGCAGCAGCGGGAGUCGAAGGCAGCGGCCGCGGCCGCAGCAGUCGCAGCCGCCAACGCGGCCGCCUCGAUCAACCGGGACCGGUCGCCGCUGCGCAACGGCACCGAGCUCGACAUCCGGAUCAAGGAGGAACCGCGCAAGGACGACGAGCUGCUGAUGCGCAGCCAUGCGGCGGCCGUCGCCAGCGAUCCGCGCUACCAUCCCUCGAUGAUGCCGCACCCGUACAUGACCGGGCGGCAUCCGGCGGUGCACAUGCUCCCUGGGGGGCACCUAUCGCGCACGAUGCUACCCCCGACGAUGGGCCUGCCGACGCACUUCCCGCCGCACGGCUCCUGGGGUCCGGAUCCGUUCCGGGACUACCGGCUUGACUCGCUACACCACCCGCUACGCUACAACCCGCUGAUGGACGCUUAUCGGGCGGAGGAAGCGAAGGCGUCGCUCCUGUACGCAGCCCAAACGGCGGCACACUUCCGCGGCAAGGAGCCAAGCCCGGUGCCACCGCCGCAGCAGCAGCAACAGCCCCCGCCCCACCAUCGUAUGCCGUCCGGGCCCGGUGGUGGCGGUGCGGGAGGAGGAGGAGGCAAUCCCGGUGGUGGUGGCGGACCUCCUACCGGUCCCGGACCCGGAACGCCUGGCGGUGCUGGUUCGGGCGGUGGCGGAGGUGGCCGAGAUCCAUCCGGCGGUCCGCACAAAGCCCAAACACAUCCCGCGUCCGCGACGAGCAAUGGACCGAUGCCGGGCGCGGGCGGGCCCGGUGGUAUGGGUGGAGGCCCAGGUGGAGUGUCCGGUCCGGGUUCGGCUGGUCCACCACCAGCCGGCUCCGCGCUACCCGUCUCCAUCGAUAUGCACAAAAAGGAGGACACCUGUCAGUCCCGAUGAUAGUCGGCGGGUGGCGGCUCGGUAGAGCUCGGCGGUAGUGGCACCACUACCACCAUCGCCACCUGUGUGGCCACCGGCACCGGCAGCAGCAAUGUGCACCCAGUAACGACGACGCCACUG